Molecule: messenger RNA, 225 nt
Organism: Clunio marinus
Lineage: Eukaryota; Metazoa; Arthropoda; Insecta; Diptera; Chironomidae
Source: the annotation of a GenBank genome assembly
AUGUCAGCGAAGAUUAAAACGUGUCUCAUCUUGUAUUACUUAAGUUUACAAAUUAGAACGCCAUGGAUACAGUCGUUAAGUGUUGAAAUUUAUUUGGACUUUAAGCCUCAGAUCAUCAUUGUUGAUCACCAGCCAAACGACAUAAAAGUUAGAUCGUUUUUACUGCUUUUCGCAGUUCGUGCAAAUGAAUCAGUUUUGACAUCGAAGCUCUAUAAACAUGCAUAA